AUGCUCAAGUCGAUGCGGCAGUCGGUCGGCGAGCCCGCUUACUUCCACGGCGGCAUGGCCGAAGAGCAGUUCCAGGCUCGGCUCGACCAGCAGAUGGCGGCCGAUCUCGCGGCAGGGCAAGGCGCAACGUUCGCUGACUCGUUGUUCGAGACCGACCACCCCGAAGCGGCGGCCCUGCUGGCCGCCGCCGACAAAGAGACGGCCGCGGCUUCGUCGGCGUCUCGUCCGACCAACGCGGACGCACCCGUUGGCCCGCACGACUGGGAGCAACCGCUCACCGAGUUGCUGGCAGAGCUGUCGGACACCCAGGCGAGCCUGCUGGACGUGCUCGACCGCAAACGCCAGAUGCUCGUCGGCGACGACCGCGCCGGGCUGGCUGAGAUCCAGCCGGAGGAGCAACGGCUUGGCGAGCGACUGCAAGCUUGCUUGCAACGGCGCCAAGAACUGCUCGACACGGCCGGCGAGCAAGGACUGCCGCACGCGAACUUGCGGACCCUCGCGAAAGCCUUGCCGACGCCGACACGCGACGCCCUCGCCGGGCCGCUGCGAGAAGCCCGAUCGAGAUCGCGUGUGUUGCAGCACCAGAGCCUGACGAACUGGGUGCUGGUUCAGCGCCGCCUGCUUCAGCUUUCGCAAAUGAUCGAGAUUGUCGCCACCGGCGGGCGACAAGCGCCGACUUAUCCAGAGAAGGGCCCUUCUGCGGCCGGCGGGGUGUUGGUCGCCAUGCAGAUUGGCCUGCAGGUGACGAGCAACAACAUCGCCAACGCGAACACUGAGGGGUUCGUUCGCGAGAAGGUCAACUACGCGCCGGCCCCGGUUCAGCAGCGGGGCAACCUGACGAUCGGCCUGGGCGUGCAGGUCGACAGCAUCACCCAGGUGAUCGACGAGAAGCUCGGCCAGCAGCUUCGCGACUCCGGCGCCGACCUCGCCAGCGCCAACAUUCAGAACGACGCCUACAAGGAGCUCGAGCGACUGCUCGGCGAGCUCUCCAGCGGCGACCUGAGCACGGCGCUCACCGAGUUCUUCGGCAGCAUUGAGAACACGCUGAACGCCACGAGCGGCGACCCGCUCUCGGUCCGCAAUCUCGCGAUCCUCGAGGGCGAACAGCUCGCCGCGGAGAUCCGUCGCAUCGACCGGGGCGCGCGGGACAUCCGCAACCGGUUCGACGAGCAGAUCGGCUCCUCGGCCGACGUCAUCAACCAGCUGACACAGAAGAUCCGCACCCUCAACGUGCAGAUCACCCAGAUCGAAGGCGGUUCGGCCAACACGAGCCAGGCCGGCGCCCUGCGGACGGAACGCAACAACGCGGUCGAUCAACUCGCCGAGCUGAUCGCCGUGAACGUCUCGGAGCAGCCGAGCGGGGGCCUGAGCGUCUCGGUCGGCGGCGAGUUUCUGGUCUUCGAAGGCCAGCGACGCGACGUCACCUUCGAGUCGGGCGACGAGUCGGGUGAGCAGACCGCUCGGCUGCAGUUUGUCGACACCGGCAAGGAACUCGAGAUCGUCGGCGGCAGCCUCCAGGGGUGGCAAGUCGCACGCGACGAGAUCAUCGACGACUUCCGCAGCACGCUCGACCGUUUCGCCUCGACCCUGAUUCACGAGUUCAACCUCGUCCACUCGCAGGGGCAGGGGCUCGAGGGCUUCGAUCGAAUCACGAGCCAGAACGGUGUUGACAACGCGAACGCGCCGUUUGCCGAGGCGGGCCUGCCCUUCCCCGUCAGCAACGGCGAGUUUGUCAUCAGCGUGACGAACAACGCGACGGACAGCACGGUGCCGACACGCGUCUUCGUCGGCGCCCUAGACAACGGGGAAGACGCGACGCUCGCCGACGUCGCGGCGCAGCUCGAAGCGAUUGCGGGCAUCUCGGCCUCGAUCGACGUCCAAGGCCGGUUGACGAUCGAAUCGGAUUCCGACGCGGUCAGCUUCUCAUUCUCCGAAGACUCCAGCGGGCUGCUCGCGUCGAUCGGCAUCAACACGUUCUUCACCGGCACGGGCGCGUUGGACAUCGGGGUCAACUCGGAGCUCGACGGCAUCGAGAACGCCGCCAAGUUCGCGGCGAGCCUCGACGGCGUGGGCGGGACGACACGCAACGCGGUCUUGAUGGCCGGGCUGACCGACGAGCCGCUGGAGUCGCUCAACGGGGCCUCGAUCAGCGAGAAGUACGAUCAACUCGUCAACGAGCUCGCGCAGAACUCAACGGUCGCCGGCUCGGUCGCCGAGGGCUUGGCCGUCUUCCAAGGAACCCUCGCGGCCGAGUACCAAGCCGUCACCGGGGUGAACCUGGACGAGGAAGCGGUGGAGAUGCUCCUGCUGCAGGACAUCUUCCAAGCGACCGCCCGCUACAUCUCGACGAUCCAAGAGCCCCGCGCCGCUGCCGUGACACGAAUCGCCCCCAUCUCGACGACCCGCGUCACGACGUCGAUGACGCGCGAUCGGCUGACCAACCAGAUCCAAGCGGACCAGCGAGACCUGCUCACGCUGCAGAACCAGCUGAGCACUGGUUUCCGCAUCUUCCUGCCGAGCGACGACCCGGCCUCCGCGCAAAGGGCCAUCGCCUUGCAGCGGACGAUCGAACGCAAGGAGCAAUCGGCGACGAACGCCAGCGGCGCCCAGAUCGCGCUCGCCACGGCCGACUUGGCUCUCAGCAACGUCUCGGAUCAGCUCAACUCGCUGCGCGCCGAGGCGCUCGCGGUUGUCGACACCAUCGCGAGCGAAGACGAACGCAACGCCACGAUCGAGACCGUCGACCGACUCCUCGACGAGCUGACACGCGUCGGCAACACGACGUUCACUAGCACGUACGUCUUCGGGGGCACCGAAACGACCUCGCCCCCGUACGAGGAGGCUUCGCUCUACGUCGAGUUCUCCGGCACCGAGGGGAGUCCUCAAACGUACGUCGACAUCGGGCAGCUCUUCGACGCCGGCGUCUCGGGAGCCGACGUCUUCGGCGGCUUCUCGGAGCCCGCCGGCGACGGCGCCGACCUGAACCCGCAGCUGACGCCCACCACGCGGCUGUCGCAGGUGAACGGCGGGCUCGGCCUGAGCCCCGACGGCGCCAUCGAGGUGCUCUUCCAACCGACCACACCCACCGAGCCAGCGAUCUCGACCACGAUCGACCUGUCGCGGGCCUCGACCAUUGAGGACGUCGCCCGGCUAAUCGAGGCCGGCGCACCCGGAGACGCCGAUCUGACGGUCACCGUCUCCGGCUCGGGCCUGCGGGUGGACGUCGCCAACGGCGGAGUGACGAUCAACGAGGUAGGCCAAGGCGCGACGGCAAGGGAACUCGGCCUGCUCUCAACGGGCGUCCCGCUGUCAAACAUCUCCGGCUCCGACCUCGACCCCGUGAUCCUACGGACGGACCCACUCGACGACCUCCUCGGCGCCAAAGCGCGGGGGCGGCUCGACCUGGGAGGCGGCAACAACGACUUGGUGCUGACCGCCGAGUCGAACGGAUCGACGCUCAACGGCCUCACCGUCGAGAUCGUUGCCGGGCCGCCCGGCGCCGCCACGGCCGCCUACGACGGAGGAACCAACACGCUCACGUUGACGAUCGAAGACGGCGUCUCCACCGCCGCAGAAAUCGCCGACGCGAUCAACGGCGCGGCCGGCGUCCCGGUCACCGCGUCGACCGACUACCGUGACCAGACAACGCUGGACGCGCAGGGGACCGGGGCCGUUUCGGCCGGAUACUCCGGCACGCCCCUCUCCGGGGGCGCCGACGGCGAGGUCGACGUCGCGUCCGGCUUGCUGAUCACCAACGGCUCGGAGACCUACACCGUCGACACGUCGUCCGCCGAGACGGUCGAGGACCUGCUCAGCCUGCUGAACACGCCCGACUACGGGCUCGACGCUCAGAUCAACGCCGCUGGCGACGGCAUCGACGUCCGCACGCGCCGCAGCGGGGCCGACUUCACGAUCGGCGAGAACGGAGGCACGACCGCCACGGACCUCGGCAUCCGCACCUACACCCGGUCGACACGGCUUGCCGACUUCAAUCGCGGCGUGGGGGUCUUCGAAGAGGUCGACACCCAGGGACUCCCGGAGGCCGCAGCGCAGGCGCAGAGGCUUGCCCAGAACGAGUUCGUCGUCACCGUCGUCGAAGACGGGGUCACCCAGUCCUACACGAUCGACCCGGUUGGCCUGACGUCGGUCGACGACCUGAUCGAUCAGAUCGCGGCGGACACGUUUGACAUCGUUCUCGGCGGACCUGCGAUUACCGCAGACCUCGCGGCGGUGGGCAACGGUCUCGUCUUGUCGAGAACGGAUGUCAACGACCCGGGCGUCGCCGCCAACGGCGCUGGCGUCACGGCCACGCUGGCGGCCGUCAACGUUGCCGGCGGCGUGGUCGCCGACUCGAUCACCGUGUCGGGCGCUUACGCCGAACGGCUCGGGUUCGUCCCUCCCGGUGAAGACUCGGUGAGCAGCACUUCGGGGGCGCUGACCUCGGAAGACCGUCACGUCCUCGAGGUCGACAGCGUCUUCACGACACUCAUCCGGAUGCGCGAAGCGCUCGUCGCCGAGGACUCCGAAGCGCUGGGGCGCGAGAUCAACCGGUUCGACGACGAUCUCGAACGGGUCAGCUUCGGCCGCGCCGAAGUCGGCGUCCGGCUGCGGAACCUCGAGUCGAUUCAGAACCGCCUCGCGGACGAACAGGUCGAGCUGCGGAGCGCUUUGUCCGACGAGAUCGACGCCGACUUGGUCGAAGUCAUCUCCGACUACACGGCCAAGCAGUUCUCCUAUCAAGCCUCGCUGCAGACGGCCGGCAGCCUGCUGAACCUGUCGCUGCUCGGCCUGCGCGACGGGGCCCGCGGACCGUCGUCGGCGCGAGCCGAGACGCUGCCCGUGCUAGCGGCGCGAGGGGAGACCAUCAUGCAGAUUCAGACAACACGUUUCGGAAGCGUCGAGGUCCGCCCGGCGGACAUCCUGACCUUCCCACAGGGCUUGAUCGGCCUGGAGCCGUGGUCCGAGUGGGUCGCGCUCGCGGACGGGCGUCACAGCGGCCUCGGCUGGCUGCAAUCGACCGAGCGCGCCGACCUGGCGUUCGCGGUCGUCAGCCCUCGCCGCUUUGUGCCCGGCUACAAGGUGCGAGUCUCCGCCCGCGACCUCGGGCCGCUCGAAGCGCCCGCCGACGCGACGCCACAGGUCGUCGUGACGGUGAGCUGCCACGGCGAGGGAGCCUUGUCGCUGAAUCUCAAGGCGCCGCUGCUGGUGUGCUUGGAGAGCCGCCGCGGCAAGCAGGUCGUCGCCAAGGACGACCACCCGGUGCGGCACUGGCUCGGCUCGGCCGGGUCGAUGCGGCGAACCGACGCACCCAUGCUGGUCCUGUCACGGCAACGCGACGAGAGCAUCAUCAUCGGCGACAACGUCGUCGUGACCGUUGUCGACGUCCGCGGCGACAAGGUCCGCCUCGGCAUCGACGCCCCGGUCGAGAUCCCCGUCCACCGCCGCGAGGUCUACGAGGCGAUCCAGCGCGAAAACCGUCGCGCCAGCGAGAUCAGCACCGAGCAAGCCCGCCAAGCGGGCGGCGACGAGAAGGCACUCUGCCUUCGGUUGCCCGACGUCUCCCGCUCGGUGGUUCGGCGUUUGACGGUCGGACCGGCCGAGCCGUGUGUGAGGCGCGUGGAGACACGCACCGAAGCCCGCGCAAAGCCGUCAGAGAGACACACCUCACGGAAGUCACACCGCGACGGCGACCGGGAAUCGGUUUCCCACGACGCCACGGCGGCCGACCCGCACACCGCGAACGCCAACCUGUCGCAGAGCCUGACGCGGCUCUCGACCGGUCUCCGGAUCAACACCGGCGCCGACGACCCGGCCGGUUUGAUCGCCAGCGAGAACCUGCGGAGCGACAUCACGUCGAUCCGUCGGGCGAUCGGCAACACCGACCGGGCCAACCAGGUCAUCGCGACCGCCGACUCGGCCCUCGGCCAGGUCAGCUCGCUGCUGAACGACAUCCGGGGCCUAGUCACGGAGUCGGCCAACUCGGGCGCCCUGUCGGACGAGCAGAUCGCGGCCAACCAGCUGCAGGUUGACUCGUCGCUCGAGGCCCUCAACCGGAUCGCUCAGACGACGACCUUCCAGGGCCGCCGCCUGCUCGACGGCUCGCUCGACUUCCUGACCAACUCGGGCGCCAACCCGACGGCCAUCUCGAACGUCCAGAUCGACCAAGCCAACCUCGGCGCGACCGGCUCGGUUGCCGUCGACGUCACCGUUUCGACUGCCGCCACGCAAGCGUCGGUCGCGAUCGACAACCUGCCGGACGUCACCCCGACCACCACGACCAGCCUCGAGUUCGACGUCCAGACCAGCGCCGCCGUUGGUUCCACCGGAUCGGUCGACUUCGACAUCGUGACGACGGACACCGUACAGUCGGUCACGACGCUGACCCUCGGCGGCGCCGGCGCCGACGAGAUCGCCAUCACCGCCGUUGAGGACGGCAUUGCCGACGGCCUUGCGGGCAAUGGUUUCGCGAUCGUCGUCAAUGACGCAACUACGGUCGCCAACGGAGCCGUAGCCACGUUCGAUGGCACCACGCUAACGAUCGACGCUGACAUCACGAACGGCGUCGGCUCGGACGACGUCGCUGCGGCGAUCCAGGCCGCGGGUGGCGCGAGUGCGAUCUUCACGGCUGUGUCGGAUGGCACCGACAACCUGCUGGCGGGUGACGAAGCCGCGAUCGAGGCGAUCACCGGCGGCAACACGAGCGCGGGCGCCGACGCGGUGAGCACCACCGAAACGAUCGACAUCGUGGGUGUCGCAGGUGUUGCUAGCAACAUCAACAUCGCGUUCGCCGAGUCCGCGCUCGGCGCGGCCGGUCCGACAACGAACGUCAUCGGCAACGCCACCUCGGGCUACACCCUCCAGAUCAACUCGGAUACUGCCGCGGGUGUCGGCAUUGGUGACAUCCGGACCGCGAUCGAGGGCAUUGCCGAGGUCGACAGCGCGACCAUCACGACGGCGGGCACCUCGACCUACCGAGGCAUCGAAGUCGGUGGCGCCUCGACGUUCCUCGACGCGCCCCCGGCGACUGAGGCGUUGAUCAACGGCGCCGACGCCGUGACGGCGACUCAGACGAUCGACAUCACCACCGCGGUCGGAUUCGCUGGCGACUUCACCAUCGACCUCGAUGCGAGCACCGACACGUCGGGCGCCGUGAUCCUGAGCGGCAGCGCCGCCACGGGCUACACCAUCGACAUCGAUGACGACACCGGCACGACCGUCGAGCAGAUCCGUGCCGCGAUCGAGAGCAUCGCCGAAGUCGGCACCGCCACGCUCGGCCAGAACACGACCGGCACCCUCACCUUCAACGCGGCGAACGGCGACACGGUCCCCGCGCAGCUGAGCGUCGUCGGCGCAGGGGUCGGCACCGAGUCGACCGGCCUCGACGCCGACUUGGUGUUCGAGCUGGCUGGUGAAAACGGCUCGGAGGUCCUGAGCUUCGAGGCCGGCACGACCAUCACGCAGCUGAUCGACGGCGUCAACGCCAUCAGCGACGCCACGGGGGUCACCGCCGCGGCGGACGACGCCGGUACGGGUGUCGUCUUCACGUCGAGCGGAUACGGCUCCAACGCGUUCGUCGAUCUCCAGAUCAUCGACGAGGGCACAGGCGCGACGCCCGCGGGCACCUUCACGACGGCGAUCAGCGAAGGGACCCGGUCGACGGGAACCGACGUGACCGCCACCGUGAACGGCAUCUCCGCCACGGGCGACGGCAACGACCUGUCGAUCAACACCGCGACGCUCGACCUGUCGGCGACGCUAACCGCUGGGUUCGUCGGUUCGUCGACGUUCACCAUCACCGGCGGCGGCGCCCUGUUCCAACUCGGCCCGGACGUCGUGUCGAACCAGCAGGCCCGCCUCGGCAUCAACAGCGUCAACACGGCCGCCUUGGGCGGAACCGAAGGCCUCCUGUACCAGUUGGGCACUGGCGGCGACGCCGACCUGGCGAGCGACCCGACGACCGCUGCGGCGAUCGUCGAGUCGGCCAUCGACCAGGUGACGUCGCUCCGCGGUCGACUGGGCGCCUUCCAGCGGACGUCGCUCGAGACGAACCGGAACGCCCUCAACGACACGCUCUCGAACCUCACCGAGGCCGAGAGCAGCAUCCGCGACGCCGACUUCGCCGAGGAAACCGCGAACCUCACCCGUUCGCAGAUCCUCGUCCAGUCGGGUACUCGGGUCUUGGCGAUCGCCAACCAGAACCCGCAGAACGUCUUGGCCCUGCUCAACUAA
Cladocopium goreaui is the source of this 8229-nucleotide messenger RNA. Lineage: Eukaryota; Dinophyceae; Suessiales; Symbiodiniaceae. The record is from the annotation of a GenBank genome assembly.